GAAAACGUCGAUGUCGUAUGCUGCUGUCCUAUGUCAAAAUACUUUUCCAUAACAAAAAAUGACACACACAGUGAACUUUUUUACUUUUAUUGUUAAAAAUUCCAAAACGACAUAGCUGUAAUAUUUAAAAGACAUCAUAUAACCGUAUUAAAUUUAUUCAAGCUCACAUAAUCCAACCAUUCCAUUGAUAUAGUGUUAGUUCAGUAGAAUGAAGUCAUCGCACUUCGGUUAUCUUUAAACAAACUGAACAUUUUGGUUACAGUGUUAAUAAGUGUUUCUUGAGAUAAAGUCGUCUCCCGAGAACUCUAAAAAUGAAGUUUGCUGAACAUUUAAGUGCCCACAUAACGCCAGAGUGGAGGAAACAAUACAUCAAUUAUGAGGAAAUGAAAGCUAUGCUAUACACGGCGGUGGAGGAGGCGCCGUCAGCCGAGAAUGUGGAGCCCGAGGUGCUGUCGCGACACUUCGCCAACUUCGACGAGACCUUCUUCCAUUACUGUGACCAGGAGCUUAAGAAAAUCAACACAUUCUAUUCAGAAAAGCUUGCUGAAGCCACUCGCAAGUUCGCAACUUUGCAGAGCGAGCUGAAGUCGCAGUUCGACACAAUGAAGCCUAAAGGCGGGGGGGACAGCAAAAAGGCGCCGAUUCCACGCAGAAAAGUCCAGGAGCUGAAGUUAGCCUUCAGCGAGUUCUAUCUCAGCCUUAUCCUGCUGCAGAAUUAUCAAAACCUCAAUUACACAGGCUUUAGGAAGAUUUUAAAGAAACAUGAUAAGUUAUUAAACGUAAGCAACGGUGCACAAUGGCGGGCCGAACACGUGGAGACAUCGCACUUCUACACAAACAAAGACAUAGACAGACUGAUCAGCGACACAGAAGCAACGGUCACUAAUGAGCUGGAAGGCGGGGACCGGCAGAAGGCGAUGAAGAAGUUGAGAGUCCCUCCGUUGGGGGAGCAGCAGAGUCCAUGGACGACCUUCAAAGUUGGGCUGUUUAGCGGCUCCUUCAUAGUGCUGUUCAUCACCGUGGUUUUAUCAGCAUUAUUCCACGAAGGAGCCACGGAAAACUUCAAGACAGCCUUCAGAUUAUACCGUGGCCCGUUCCUACUGGUCGAGUUCAUAUUCCUAAUAGGCAUCAACGUAUACGGAUGGCGAUCGUCAGGGGUCAACCACGUGUUGAUCUUCGAGUUAGACCCAAGAAAUCAUCUAUCAGAGCAACAUUUAAUGGAAUUGGCAGCAGUUUUCGGUGUAGUAUGGGCGCUUAGUAUACUCAGCUUCAUAUACAGUGCUAGUUUGAGUAUACCCCCAUUUGUGAAUCCGUUGGCGCUAGUGAUAAUCAUGACGGCGUUUCUACUGAAUCCGCUGAAGGUUUUCAGACACGAAGCAAGGUUUUGGUUCUUGAGGAUAUGUGGCCGUAUCCUAGCCGCGCCCUUCAUGCCGGUGCUGUUCGCGGACUUCUGGCUCGCGGACCAGUGGAACUCCUUCGCGGCCGCCUUCCUCGACUUCCACUACCUGAUCGCCUUCUACGUCGCGGGCGGCGACUGGUUCAAUGUCAACAAUGCGUUCGAGCGCGAGCAAUGGUUCAUCAUAACUCGCUCGGUGGUGAACAUAGUGCCUGCUUGGGGAAGAUUCUGGCAAUGUCUACGCCGAUACAGGGACAGUCGGGAGGCAUUCCCACAUCUUGUCAACGCGGGAAAGUACUCGACCACAUUCUUUGCAGUACUGUUUAGCACAUUGAGGACGAUUUAUGGUGGGAGAUACUCGGACCCGUACAGCAACCCGUUCCUGUACGCUUGGUUCCUGUGCCAGCUGGUGUCCUCCCUGUACACCUACACCUGGGACGUGAAGAUGGACUGGGGGCUGUUCUCUGUGGGGCCCGGGGCCGAGAACCAGUUCCUGAGGGAGGAGAUCGUCUACAGCCCAGGGUUCUACUACUUCGCGAUCGUGGAAGACUUCGUGUUGCGUUUCGUAUGGACGGCGUCGUUCGUGCUCACUGAGAACGGAUAUGUCAACCCGGAGACCAUGACCUCCAUACUGGCGCCUUUGGAAGUUUUCAGACGGUUCAUCUGGAAUUUCUUCCGCCUGGAGAACGAACAUCUAAACAACUGCGGUAAAUUCAGAGCCGUGCGAGACAUAUCUGUGGCGCCGCUGGACUCCUCCGAUCAGGCUGACAUCAUCCGCAUGAUGGAUCAUCCAGAUGGCGUUGUUAAUAGACUAACGAAGAAGAAGAACGCGAAGAAGAUGAAGGAGGACCGCAAACCGCUGCUGAAGAAGGAGUCGAUACAAGAGCUGCAGCUUGAGCUAGAGUUGUCCUCCAAGAUGCUGUGACCACUGUGAUACAUUAUAUACCUGUUAUACUGCAUUCUGCGAGUAUUAUAUUUUUUAGAAGAUU
This is a messenger RNA of Plodia interpunctella (Indianmeal moth), 2385 nucleotides long. Its product is annotated as solute carrier family 53 member 1. NCBI's taxonomy places the organism in Eukaryota, Metazoa, Arthropoda, Insecta, Lepidoptera, Pyralidae. The transcript has 12 exons. Gene Ontology annotation, cellular component: Golgi apparatus; cytoplasm; plasma membrane. Gene Ontology annotation, biological process: cellular response to phosphate starvation; phosphate ion transport. Bases 312 to 2321 code for a protein of 669 amino acids. The record is from RefSeq and is a predicted model, not a curated record. Gene Ontology annotation, molecular function: inositol hexakisphosphate binding.